UCCCCAUCUUUGCUCUCUCUGGCAAAUCACCGCACGUGUCCCAGCACCGGCAUGUUUUAUCCCGUUGAGACCGUUGAGAUGGCAGCACUUGGCGAGCGUCGCGGCCAGCGAAGACGGAGAGCUAGCCGUGCGCUCUUCUUCCCUUCCUACCCCAUAACCCAUGACCGCCUUUUUACAGGGCUCCUCCCUCGUCCUCCAACCCAUCAAACCCUUGAAACCCCACCUCCCCCGAAACCCUAGACUCCCCCGUACGUCAAUCAGUAUCUGCGUGGCGGAGCCCAGGCCCAUCAAGAACGGCGGCGGUGGAAGAAGGAGUUCCAUGGAGGCCGGCGGCGGUGGCGCCCCUCGAAGAAGAAACCCUAGAAAGAGCUCGUACGGGACCUCCCGGAGGUCGGUCAUCAAGAAGUCCUUCGCCCAGGAGCAGGUCGUGUUCGCCAGCCCGGUGGCCAAGGAUCCCGCGGUCGCCAUCAUCGGUGCGGGCAUUUCGGGGCUGGUCUGUGCUUCCACCCUCGAGGAAAGGGGGAUCCGUUCCACGGUCUUUGAUACGGAAAAUGUGCAAAUCGAUUGCUUUCAACAUCCGGUUUGCCGCUGCUAACAAGACAGAUGAAGAGGCUGAAACUGAGUGCUGUCUGGGCACUUCUUGCAGCAUUUAAAGAUCCACUUUCAAUUCCUCAUAAUGGAGCUUUUACAGACUUUGAAGGAGCUUUUGUAAAGGGUGUUGAUUCUCUUUCAUGGAUGGCCAACAACACUAGCAAACUUUUUCCUUUACAUGGUGACAUGCCUCAGUGUUGGACGUUUUUCAGCACGGCCGCUUAUGGAAAAAGGAACAAAGUGCCACAGGAGAAUAUCCCUAAAGUCACAGCAGAAAAAGUAAAGGAGGACUUGCUUAAUGAUGUAGAAUUUGCUCUUGGACUAUCCAAGGGAUCACUUCAACGUCCAUUUUAUACACGAGUCCAACUAUGGGGUGCUGCUCUUCCAACCAACACUCCAGGAAUUCCUUGUAUCUUUGAUCCACAUGGGCGGGCGGGAAUUUGUGGUGACUGGCUACUUGGUUCUAGUGUGGAAGCUGCAGCUAUUAGUGGAUUGUCUCUUGCUAAUCAUAUUGCGGAUUAUUUCCAAAGCGGUGGAGCUUCACCUGAUGACUUUGCGGCAGGUUUGCAUAAUGAGUUUCAUGCAGUUGCUGGUCAUGAUAUUGGUCAGUUUCCUGGUUUGAAAUCUGUAAAACAAGUGCGUGAACCUCAGACAUGGGCAGCCUGAUUACAGACCAUCCAAAUACCAUUUUGAUCUAUAGAUGCAACGAAAGGCCAAAAGCAGAUCAAAUUAUGUCUCCUUGGUGACUUUCACGUCAAGACGUGAUAGCUAAAUACAUUUUCUGUGAUUCCAAUGGUCUGACGAGAUAUACUGGCUGGCACCUAUAAGUGGUUAUGUACAACAUUUCAGUAAAUCCCUGGAAUGUGAGAGAAUGAUAUUUGAAUUCAGAGUUUCCCUCUUGCUCUCUGAGAAACAGAUACUCAUGACAUCCAUAAACUUUGAUGGAGAAAUAGAUAAUGAUUAUAGA
Elaeis guineensis (African oil palm) is the source of this 1558-nucleotide messenger RNA. Lineage: Eukaryota; Viridiplantae; Streptophyta; Magnoliopsida; Arecales; Arecaceae. The record is from RefSeq and is a predicted model, not a curated record.